Molecule: messenger RNA, 897 nt
Organism: Guillardia theta CCMP2712
Lineage: Eukaryota; Cryptophyceae; Pyrenomonadales; Geminigeraceae
Exons: 4
Coding region: 1-897 (298 amino acids)
Source: RefSeq, a predicted model, not a curated record
AUGGCGGAGGAUGCGCUGCAAGCCGCCAUGGAGCUCCUAGACCGCAUGGAAGAUUCGUACACAGAGCUAGUAAGAAAGCAAGAGCAACACAGACUUGUUGUGAAGAAGAGCAAUCUCGACGAACAAAGACACCAGGUCACUGUGAGGGAGAAUGCACAACUCAGAAAGCAAUUGUCAAUCGUCGCUUCAAAACUCAAGCUGGGAUUGAAAGAGAUCGAACGUUUGAGCAACCAGAAUGCAGAAGUCAACAAACAGCUGAUACAAUCAGCGAAUCAAUGGUCGAUACUGAAUAGGAAAUUAGAAGAGCAAGAAGCAGAGAUCGACGAUCUCAAAAGCAAGCAUGAAAAGGAGAAGGAAACCUUAACUUUUCAAAAAGAUACAGAAUGGCAGAAAAAAAUCAACAAAGCAUCUGAUUCUUACGAGCUGAAUGUUAUAUUUUUAAUAGCGUUGGCCUUCAACAUGAGUGAUGAUUCUGCAGAUGAAACAAGCACAAGAAAAACAUGCCAAGGAGCAAGCGAAGCUAAGAUCAGAAUACGAAGAAAGAUUAUUCUCAAUUUCGUUGUCGAGAAGCAGCAACUCCAGGCAUGCCAUUGUACUGGUGUAAAGCAGAACCAACCUCAACUUGUUGCAGCACGAUUUCCGAGGCAUGUUUACAACAGAGACUCGGCGAGCUCAGAGAAAAACUGCAAGAGAGCGAAAGAGAAAAGGCAAAAUUGCGAGAUGAAAUCAAGAAUCUUGAAGCUCAAAUCAAUGUCCAGAAUAUCAGGACGGGCUUCCCUUGCCCCGGAACGGAGUGCUAGCCAGAAUGAGAACUUGACCACUAAGGGGAUACCAGGAAAAGAUAAGAACCCGAAGCUCUACCAAGCAGAGGCCAUGCGACUCUCCAUCUGCAUCUAA